Messenger RNA from Naegleria fowleri, 1218 nucleotides. RefSeq lists its product as uncharacterized. The record is from RefSeq and is a predicted model, not a curated record. Bases 1 to 1218 code for a protein of 405 amino acids. The transcript has a single exon. Lineage: Eukaryota; Heterolobosea; Eutetramitea; Acrasida; Naegleriidae.
AUGAUCAAUUCUUCUCCACUGUGCGACAAAUGCAAAGUCGACGAUGAGACCACCGAAGCCACUCAUCAUUGUCCAACCUGUCAAUUAAAUUAUUGUGCUUUGCAUUUGCAAUUUCACAAUCAAGCAACCAAAACGAAGGAUCACUCUUCACAAGUGAAAUCUUUAAAUUCCAAACUCUGUGAUUUUUGUCGUCGUGAAUGGAAAGAAGAAAUACAAGCCCAUUACGAAUGUUCGGAAUGUCAAGUCACGAUGUGUGAUAUUCACAAGACUCUUCACAAUUCCUUGAAAUCUCGUUCCAUUCAUUCCAAUUUGGUCAAAAUGAUCGGAAGUAAUCAAAUGCCGUUCAGUAAUCAAUUCAAAUUGUCUGAAAUGUUGGGUGAUCAUGAAGAUGUGAUUUUUAACUUUAGAAAUCCAUCUGCCAUUGAAGUCGACACUAAGAAUUCGAAUAUUUAUGUCAUUGACACGAAGGCCAAUGACAUUGUUGUGGUCUAUGUGUUUGAUUUACAAUCCAAAAAACUCAAAAAUACCUUUGAAUUGAAUGAAGGACACAGAUAUUACAUUACCACUCUUGCUGUCGAUCCAAAUGACAAUGCAUUGCUUUACAUUUAUGAUGGAAGUGUGGUCAAAAUCUCCAACGAUGGUUCCACUACAUUUUGGAAAGUCUUUAUUGAUGGAAAUGCCAGCAAUUUGUGUGUUCAUCCAAGUGAUUCCACUGUUUAUGUUCUCUCUCAAUAUGGUAAACAUGUCGUUACCGUCUUGUCAGGAGAAGAUGGAUCUGUAUUGAGAGAAAUUGGUGAAAGUACAAGUGGAGAUUCAAUCUUAUCAUAUCCACAUGCUUUGGCCUUUGAUCAUGAAGGAAAUCUUGUGGUGGCAUGUGGACUACAUGAAGGCACUUUCAUGACCAUCAACUUGAAAGGAAAGAUCUUGAAGAAGAUUACAAGAGGAAUGAAUGAGGAUGGACUUGUCGACAAGAUGGUGGUCGAACCUGUCACUGGAAUUAUCAUGUUCAUUUCAAGAAAAGCAGUUCACACGAUCAAGACAAAUGGAACUCAAAAGAAGGAAUGGAAUCAAUGUGGAAAGAGUGGAGAAAAAGAAUGGACAGGAUUUGAUGCAAGGUUGUGUUUGGCUUUGAAUCCUUUGGAUGGCGAGUUGCUUGUCUCUUGUAAUCCUUGUGAUUACUCUUAUGCCAAUCAAGCUGGAGUUUUUAUUUACAAGUAA